Hypanus sabinus (Atlantic stingray) is the source of this 3671-nucleotide messenger RNA. RefSeq names its product RAD54 like (gene rad54l). The transcript is spliced from 19 exons. Gene Ontology annotation, biological process: double-strand break repair via synthesis-dependent strand annealing; reciprocal meiotic recombination. Gene Ontology annotation, cellular component: nucleus. The coding region runs from base 143 to 2368 and encodes 741 amino acids. NCBI's taxonomy places the organism in Eukaryota, Metazoa, Chordata, Chondrichthyes, Myliobatiformes, Dasyatidae. The record is from RefSeq and is a predicted model, not a curated record. Gene Ontology annotation, molecular function: ATP-dependent chromatin remodeler activity; DNA translocase activity; ATP binding.
GCGGCAAGUUUAAGCGAAGUAAGAAGAUUUGGAAGCGAUGAAGACAUCAAUUGUUCAGCCAACUGUUCAGGGACAUGGAUUUUUGAUGCAGGAAGAAAACGAUAAAAAUUGAUUGAAUUCCGUUGGAUCAAAACUACAGAAAAUGAGACGAAGUCUUGCACCGAGUCAGCUUGCUAAGCGGAAGCCAGGAGAUUCCUCCAAUGAAGAGGAUGUGAACACAAAACGGCGCAAGCUGGGAUCUGAGCGCAACAACAUUGAAAAUUUUAUAUCUCCAUUCAGGAAACCCCUAGCACAGCUAACCAAUCGGCCUGUGUGCCUGGACAGCAGUCAGCAUGAAGCUUUCAUUCGGAGUAUCCUGGCCAAACCUUUCCGAGUGCCUAUUCCAAAUUACACAGGUUCUCUUGGAUUAAAGGCCCUCGGGAUUAAACGUGCAGGAGCCAGGCAAUCACUUCAUGAUCCAUAUGAAGAAGGUGCUUUAGUACUUUUUGAACCUCCGCCUCUUAGUGCACAUGACCAGCUAAAGGCUGACAAAGAUAAACUUCCAGUACAUGUGGUGGUAGAUCCGAUCCUGUCUUCUGUCCUACGACCUCAUCAAAGAGAGGGUGUGAAGUUCAUGUGGGACUGUGUGACGGGUCGACGAAUUGUGGAUGGCUAUGGCUGUAUUAUGGCAGAUGAGAUGGGACUGGGCAAGACUUUGCAGUGUAUUUCACUAAUGUGGACACUCUUGCGACAAAGCCCUGAAGCCAAGCCAGAGAUCGGAAAAGUUAUUGUUGUGACUCCAUCCAGUUUAGUAAAAAACUGGUAUAAUGAGGUGGAGAAGUGGCUGGCAGGGAAAUUACAGUCCCUGGCUAUUGAUGGAGGAACUAAAGCAGAGAUAGACAAGAAACUGGCCAUGUUUAUGAGCCAACACGGAUUGCGGAUUCAAACGCCAAUCCUAAUAAUUUCUUACGAGACGUUCCGAUUACAUGCUGAUGUGCUUUGCAGAGGUCCUGUUGGUUUAGUCAUCUGUGAUGAGGGGCAUAGGCUGAAGAAUUCAGACAAUCAGACAUAUCAGGCAUUGAACAAUCUGAAUGCCAAGCGUCGUGUGUUGAUCUCAGGAACACCAAUCCAGAAUGACUUGCUAGAAUAUUUCAGCCUUGUCCAUUUUGUUAAUGCAGGAAUACUGGGGACUGUACAAGAAUUUAAAAAGCGGUUUGAAUUGCCCAUCUUGAAGGGUCGUGAUGCGGAUGCGAGUGAAAAUGAAAGAUUGUGUGGUGAGGAGAAGCUGAAAGAAUUGAUCAGCGUUGUGAAUAGGUGUUUGAUUCGAAGAACCUCAGAUAUUCUCUCCAAAUACUUGCCAGUGAAGAUUGAACAGAUUGUCUGUUGCAGACUCACUCCCCUGCAGUUAGAGUUGUACAAGUUGUUCUUAAAACAAGCCAAACCAGCAUUAGAAGUGGAGCAAGCUCACAAUGGGAAGAUAAGCAUUUCCUCCCUGUCUUCGAUUACCUCGCUGAAGAAACUUUGUAACCACCCAGCAUUGAUCUAUGAGAAAUCUGUUGAAGGUGAAGGAGGAUUUCGAGGAGCACUUGAUCUCUUUCCACCAGGAUACAGUACAAAAUCCGUGGAGCCUCAGUUGUCUGGCAAAAUGCUUAUUCUUGACUAUAUCUUAGCCAUGACUCGAAGUACCAGCUCUGAUAAGGUGGUUCUGGUAUCAAACUACACACAAACUCUUGAUUUAUUUGAGAAGCUCUGCAGAGAUAGGAGAUACCUUUAUGUUAGACUGGAUGGUACAAUGACAGUAAAAAAGAGAGCCAAGAUAGUGGAACGUUUCAAUAACCCUGCGAACCCUGAAUUUAUAUUCAUGUUGAGUAGCAAAGCUGGAGGAUGUGGCUUGAAUUUAAUUGGUGCAAACCGGUUGGUCAUGUUUGAUCCAGACUGGAAUCCAGCUAACGAUGAGCAAGCGAUGGCUCGUAUAUGGCGAGAUGGACAGAAGAAGACUUGCUACAUUUACAGGCUUUUAUCGACAGGGACAAUUGAGGAGAAGAUUUUCCAGCGUCAAACUCACAAGAAGGCACUGAGUAGCUGUGUAGUGGAUGAGGAGCAAGAUGUUGAACGACACUUCUCUCUUGGAGAGCUUAAGGAGCUCUUUACUCUAAACGAGAACACAGCAAGUGAUACUCAUGAUAGGCUGAAAUGUCGUCGAUGUGUGAAUGGUCACCAGGUGCGCCCCCCUCCCGAAGACUCAGAUUGCACAUCAGAUGUCUCUCAGUGGAAUCACUGUGAGAAUAAACGUGGACUGCGCGAUACGGUCCUUCAUUCGGCCUGGGAUGCUGCAGUCUCCUUUGUGUUUCAUCACCACUCCCAUGAGGAGCAACGUGGAGUUAUCUGAGAUACUCAAUGGUUAUAAAAAAUGAAGAUUCAUUAAAGGUACCUAAAAUGGAUCAGUUGGCUUUCUGAAAUCUUAUUGCAUUUUGGUGUACCAACAAUGAAGGUUCUGAACUUUGAGGAAUCUGCAUGAGGAUCGGCUGGCUGCAUUACUCCACUUUGAUUUCAUUUAUUUGAAUAUGCUGCCUUUCACAGAUUGCAAAGAAAAUAUUCAUCACUGUCCUUUUACAGUGCUCCUGAAUGCUGUAUCAUUUGCAAAUAGAACACUUGAAACAUCUAGUCUUGUGGAAAGCAAAUGUCUGCAUUGUAUAUUGUGUAAAGACUUACUGUGAUCUAUUCUGUGAAUAGGUGAAGGCUCAUUCUAAGCUAUAUUUUGUUAAAAGUAUUGGGGGAGUUGUAAGUUGUGGGGAUGAAUCAGUAAUAUUUAAGUGUUAAUACAGUAUUCAUGUUCAAAGAAUAGAUGACUUAAAAUUCAUAUGUAUAAAAUACUAUCUUCAAUCUGUUAUUAUCUCUAAAGGUUUAUAUAAUUUCAAGAUUCCUGAUGCUCAUAGAUCAUUGAGCCACAUUGGUAGCAAUAUAUUUAAAUAUUGCUUUAAAGUAAUAGUUCUCUGUUAUAAGACUUGCUGAUCAUUGGGAACAUUAGUAUGAAGUGUUUCUGGAGAUUCAAUAUUUUAUCUUUGCUCUAUUCAAAACACCUGUGCAUCUACUGUUGAACUACUGCUAAUAGCUUUAUUAAUGGCUAAUUUAGGGAGGUCCAAGGUCUGAGCUCAAUUUGUUCUGCCCCAGAUCAACUGUCUGCACUUUUAAGUUGACAAAAGUACCAGCUGAUGGGAAAAUUCUCCUUUAACCUGAUCAUUGUUCUCCAUUAAAUCCACAAUGUGAUUGUCUCCCUUAUUUUUAAAUGUAGCUGUUGUACAGUACUGAACUUAAUGUACUAAGCCAAUAAAAAUCAUGGUUUCCUUUUGGUUUGAAUGUAAACUGUGGCUGAAGCACACCUGUUUCCAUUUUAAACUAUGUAUGUUUGGGUUAAUUGUAAUAUGAACAUUUACUUUCCUCUCAUGGGACGUUGGUAUCAGUGGCAAGGGCCAUAUUUAAUGCACAUUUCUAAUUGACAUUGAUAGGGGUGGUAUGUACCAUCUUGAAUGGCUUUGGUUACCAUGCCGCGCUAAUGCCAAGUGGAAAGUGAGUUUUCAGCCAGUUUUUAUUGCUGGUUAUCUUGUGGAUUAAUACUGAACAAGGAAAUGAAGAUAUUUGGGGAAAUGCUACUAUGAAAACAUUGGCCGUUUCUGAAGUUGAAGUGAUUAACA